Pocillopora verrucosa is the source of this 793-nucleotide messenger RNA. Its product is annotated as prostamide/prostaglandin F synthase-like. Lineage: Eukaryota; Metazoa; Cnidaria; Anthozoa; Scleractinia; Pocilloporidae. The record is from RefSeq and is a predicted model, not a curated record.
CCAUCUCUUAUCACGUGACCAUUGUGGACAAGACAGCACAGGUUUACGGCAUGUUCUCAUCUUGAACGCAUCUAUACUGUGCUUUCUGGUGUCAAAUCGCCAUGGAUUUGAGUAAAAUCGCUCAAAAUCUCAUAAAAUGUGUCUCUACUGGAGAGAUGGUUGAGCUGCAGAGUUUAUGGGCCAAGCAAACUGCAGUGGUAGUUUUUCUUCGUCGCUUUGGGUGACAGUUGUGCAGGCUGUGGUCGACUGAGCUUAGUUCGGUCAAAUCACAGCUUGAUGCACACAAUGUACGACUGUGCGGUGUGGGCCUUGAGGAAUUAGGUCUUGAAGAAUUCGUAGAAAAAAAGUUUUUCACUGGAGAGUUGUACAUUGAUGCUAAACAACAAAUCUACAAAGAUUUGGGAUUCAAGAGGUAUAAUGUUAUCAAUGUUUUUGGUGGAUUGGCAGCUAAAGAGACACGACUCUCAAUAUCCAAGGCCAAUUCAUUGGGAAUCAAAGGAAACAUGAAAGGUGAUGGCAUGCAAAAUGGUGGUAUGCUGAUAGUGACAGCAGGUGGAGAGAAAGUUCUUCUAGAUCACAAACAGGCAUCUCCAGGAGACCAUGUUGCCAAUGAAAAAAUCCUUGAAGUCCUAGGAAUCAAAUCUGAUGAGUCAAAGAAGGAUGAAACAGAAUCUGCAUCAGCGGCCGGGGCUGAUUGUGGGUGUGCUGCAAAGGAAGGGGAAUCAUAAAUUAAAUUCCCAUAAAUGGAUUCUCACCACAUUAAAGUUUAGUUCGUUAAAUUUUGAAUGGUGUA